Eucalyptus grandis is the source of this 1533-nucleotide messenger RNA. Its product is annotated as protein DETOXIFICATION 49. Gene Ontology annotation, cellular component: membrane. The transcript has 2 exons. Gene Ontology annotation, molecular function: antiporter activity; xenobiotic transmembrane transporter activity. The record is from RefSeq and is a predicted model, not a curated record. Gene Ontology annotation, biological process: xenobiotic detoxification by transmembrane export across the plasma membrane. The coding region runs from base 1 to 1533 and encodes 510 amino acids. Lineage: Eukaryota; Viridiplantae; Streptophyta; Magnoliopsida; Myrtales; Myrtaceae.
AUGCAAGGUCACAAUGACAGAGAGACAUUUUCUGCGCCUCUUCUGGGUCACGAUCAUAGCUCUGAUACAUCACCCCUUUUAGAAACUUUAGUGGGUCUAUCAAAUGAAGAAGAUCAGCCAACGAGGCAAUCGAGUUUUGAGGUGUUUGAAGAGUUAAAAAAGCUAUAUGCCAUAGCGCUACCUCUCAUCGUUUCUGCCUUAGUCAUGUACGGGAAAUCUGCGUUAUCGGUGUUGUUCCUGGGCCAGAUCGGGAAAGAAGCACUGGCCGGAGGCACGCUCGCGAUGGGUAUUGCUAACAUCACUGGGUACUCCAUCAUCGCGGGCCUCGCCCUCGGCAUGGAGGCCAUCACCUCUCAGGCCUGCGGGGCGAGGCGGUGGCCGCUCAUGGUCCAAACCCUACAACGCACCAUCACGAUCCUGACCCUCGCCUCCGUACCCAUCUCCUUCCUUUGGCUCUAUGUCAAGCCGAUUCUCCUCCUGUGCGGCCAGGACCCGAAAAUAGUCACAGUCGCCACGGUCUAUCUCACAUACGUGAUCCCGGAUCUUUUCUUCCAAUCUCUCAUCAAUCCACUCAGAAUCUACCUUAGAUCACAAAACAUCACAGUCCCUCUCAUGCUCAGCGCAGGGUUUGGGCUUAUCCUCCAUGUCCCAGUCAAUUAUCUUCUCGUUCAUCACUACAAACUUGGUGUCAAGGGCAUAGCAAUUGCUGUGUCCAUAACCGACUUAAUCAUUCUGGCCGUACUUGUUUUGUGCAUCUACUUCUCUAGGACUUGUAGAGAGUCGUGGCAAGCUUGGUCCCUCAAGUGCUUCAAGGAGUGGAGUACCAUUCUCUGGUUGGCCAUCCCGAGUUGCAUCUCGGUGUGCCUGGAGUGGUGGUGGUACGAGCUCAUGAUCGUCCUCGCCGGGGUCCUCCCGAACGCAGCCGAUGCAGUGAGCGCCAUGGGGGUUUUGAUCCAGGCGACCGCGUUGAUCUACAUCUUCCCCUCGUCGCUCGGGCUCGCGUUGUCGGCCCGGGUUGGGAACGAGCUCGGGGCGGCCCGGCCCGAGCACGCCAGGGCCACCUCCCUAGUGGCCCUGGCCUGCGCCGUUGCCACUGGCCUCAUCGUGAUGCUGUGCACGAUCAUCAUGAGGACCGUGUGGGGCCGGUUCUUCACCAAGGACGGAGCUAUUCUGGUGUUGACCGCCGCAGCAUUGCCGGUGGUGGGGUUGUGCGAGCUAGGGAACUGCCCUCAGACCACCGUGUGUGGGGCAUUGAGGGGCAGCGCGCGGCCCACUCUAGGGGCCAACAUCAACUUGGUGGCCUUCUACUUCGUUGGGCUGCCGGUGGCGGGCAUCAUGUGCUUCAAGAUCGGUAUGGGCCUCUUGGGCCUCUGGAUGGGCCUCCUUGCGGCGCAGGGAGUCUGCGCCGUCGUGAUGGUGGUCAUGUUGAUGAGAACGGACUGGGCUGAGGAAGCAAGGAAGGCCCGAGAGCUGACGGCCAACCGCGAGGAGCCAGACGACGACGGAGAGAAUUCCGACCAACGUCCAAAAUAG